Messenger RNA from Hyposmocoma kahamanoa, 2069 nucleotides. RefSeq lists its product as uncharacterized. The transcript has 7 exons. The record is from RefSeq and is a predicted model, not a curated record. Bases 1 to 1626 code for a protein of 541 amino acids. NCBI's taxonomy places the organism in Eukaryota, Metazoa, Arthropoda, Insecta, Lepidoptera, Cosmopterigidae.
AUGUUGCAUCGGACGUCGUCGUCACAGCGUCGCCGCAGGGCAUCCCGCAGUGCGGCGACUUCUCCUCAAGCAAGAUCUCCGAGGGCUUCAAUUCAAACUUCACGUAGGGCGUCAUUAGCAACCACAGAAACUGACGAAGAAUGUGAACCGAUACCCCCACCACAAAGAAGUCCUCGGGCCAGUCUUGCCCCAGAUGCAGCACUAGAUGGCUAUCACCGCAGUCCACGAUAUUCACUAACGCCAGAAACCAGGUCAGCCAGAAAUUCCAUCACACCAGACGCAGCCCAUAACAUAAGAAACACGUUAACACCGUCUAGGAAUAAUUUAGCUGUUGACAUGUCAUACGGAUCAAGAUUAAGCCUGAACCCUCAGGAUUUUAACCGAAGUCCAAGAAACAGUAUAACUCCAGAUGUUUCAGCGAGGAGUCCAAGAAGAAGUUUGGUUCCUGAUGGAACAUCUUGGAAUCAGCCUAGAAAUUCCUUAGUUCCUGACGUGGGCCGAAGUCCGAGGCAUUCCGUAGCGAGUAUACAGAUUGAUCCAGCUAGAACUCAAAAGGAAUUAGGUCCGAGCCCGAGAACGAGUCCACGAGGGAGUAUAGGACCUGAUGCGCCAUUGAAAAUGAAAGAAGGUUCCGAAGAACGAUUUCCUAUAAACAGAAGUCCACGAGGCUCGCUGGUGCCUGAUUCUCAAAGGAGUCCUAGGGGAAGUAUUGCGCCUUUAGAAAGAAGUGCUAGAGGAAGUUUGGUUGCUGAUGGUCCAGACGCGCCAAGAGUCAGUCCGAGAGGCAGUUUGACGCUAACGUUCCAGGAGCCGUUGACAAGAGAAAGGCGAGCUAGUGAAGACAGUCAAUCCGCAACAAAAGGCCGAAGUGUAUCACCGUAUCGAGCCUCUUUAGCUGGAAGACAAAGUGGCACAGGAGCUCUCUCGGACGCUGGUUCUAGAAGAGCAUCAAGUUCAGUAAGCCAGGUGUCAGGCGAUGAACAACGCAGACUGUGCGGGGAACAAGCGAAGUACAGUGAGCGAGCGGGCCUUGGACUUGGAGUAGGCCUCACCACGUAUGGCUCAGUGGCAUACCAGCUUAAAGAUGCCAAUAUGGAGGCCUCGGGUACCGUUGACUUCAUCUGCAGGGCUGCUAGAAUCAUCAAUAGAACUAUCGUGAUGACCGUGUUCUUGGCUUGCCUGUCAACGCUGCCUGUCAUCAUGCUAAUCAUGGGUGUCCAAUACAUACGCGACUGUCCCGCUGAGCCUCGGAUCCCGGUGUACAUGGUGGUGGGCGGUGCGGCAGGUGGCGCUGGCAUCUGCUGGCUGCUGUGGGCCCAGCUGGCUUCAAGGAGCUCCAACUCUUCGGCCAGCGUGCCUGAAAGGGUCCUCGCCUAUACGCUGGUGGUCUUUCUUAUGGGAUGGUUCGCGUUUGGUAACCUGUGGACCUUGGAGAUAAUGUGGCCGGACUACGCGCCUACAUUGUUCGAGCCGAACCAGUGGUGCCACCGCACGUUAUACGUGUUUGCGCUCACGCAGCUCGGCGUCGUCUGGGGCCUGUUGUUGCUGUUGCUGCUUUUGUUCUUGGCGCUUAUUGUUUGCCAAGUGUUCGGCUGCGGGUGGCUAGGUCCACCAAGAUACAAGUAGCAACGGCGGAGCGUCGUGCUCGAGCUGUGGCACAGGAACAUCAACAACACCAUGGACGUCGCCGGCGCCCUCCUUCCCUUCACACACGUUGUCCGCCCUGAACUUACCAUACACGUACAAGAAGUGCUGACUCAAGCAGAUAAAGACGCUGGUGGUGAACCACCAAUAAAACAUUCCAUCCCUGAAAUAAAUGAACCAACAGACGACGAUAAAAGCCCAGUGAAAUCUCCAGUGAAUAAAAAAUAUCGUAAGGAUGUGGUUAAUGGUAGGAAAGGGAACCCGGCCUGAUGGUUGUUGGUCGUGCUGCCACCUCACGGCAAGAAGCACGUACAUUUUGAAGCAACGGACAAAGUGUAUUACUUCUGACUACGACUUAUCUUGUGCAGACAAACUUAGCAGUGUUAAAGGAAGGUUGGACAAAGGUGAUUGAUUUAAAGAAGUUC